Molecule: messenger RNA, 3538 nt
Organism: Branchiostoma floridae (Florida lancelet)
Lineage: Eukaryota; Metazoa; Chordata; Leptocardii; Amphioxiformes; Branchiostomatidae
Product: kelch-like protein 24
Exons: 1
Coding region: 1133-2899 (588 amino acids)
Molecular function (GO): protein binding
Source: RefSeq, a predicted model, not a curated record
UGUGCUCAGUUUGCAAGAAUUCUAGGAAUUGUACAGGAAUAUGUCCACAGGAAUGCUAGUCCACAGGCACAUUUGGAAUGUUAGAUGUUAGUCCCAAGGAAUGUCCUGCCUGCCUGCCUAAGUGCUUAGGCCAGGGACUGGCCCCUUGCUCCUCUCUGUCAGAGCUCUCCAGGUUGCACGGUCCAUUGGACUUGUUUCUGCAAACUUGAGACUCAGUCCAGUGUCUUCCUGAGGAAUUUUGAUAGAAGGAAUUUGGGUCAUACAGGUUCCUGGGCAUUUGUCCAAGAAAGCUGAACAGUCAGCCACACGUGUUGUCCAGAUGGAGCAAGUUGAGUUGUAUAUAGGUGGACUUUGCACAAUUCAUAACAUAUCCUUGGACGUUUUAUAGUUUGUACCAGUCAAAAUAGGAGGGACAGUCACAUUACAGAAAGACCACUGCAGGAAGUUGGUAACAAGACAAAGAGGUAGACAUCAAUCAAGACCUAGUUAGUCCAGACCAGCUGAUGACAGCUUGUAACCAAAGAAGAUUGCUAUCUCUCUGAUCACAGGCAGACAAUUCCUUCAGUGUACCUGACUCAUCUACAGUUUUCUUAAACAGUGUGUGGCUGUUACAAUGUUUUUAGAUGCUGUUCCUUCAAAAUUAUAACAUUUAAUGUCCUUAUUUUAGGAAGGGGUUAUAACUACAUCAAUUUUGCACUUACUCUAUACCCUUCUUCAAUUACCAAGACAGGCUAGAUGUUGCCCUGGAACCGGCAAGAAGAAUGUCUAUGUGACAGGAAUAUCCUGUUGACAUUGGAAAAAAGAAUUUCAUUAUCAGGAACAUCCAGUCAAUUAUUUUCCAGGUUUCGUUUGUCUUAUGUUCACCACCAGUAAAACAUAAUCGUCGCCAUGUUUUCAACGCCAAUCUUGUUCCUUUUGUGCUCAAAAUUCUCCAGGUAUGCAUUGUUAUCAAUUGUAUGCGCCCUGUAGUUUGCUGAUAAUCAAUUACCCAACCUUAAACUUCUAAGGAUGGUGUCUCCACUCCAAACAGUCUGAUAAUUUUCUGAUGAUGACCAUAUACUAUAGACAUUUGCAAAUGAUGUCAUGACAUCAAUGGAAUGCAACACAUGAACAACAAACAUUUUUUAAAGUAAUGUGGAGAAAGGCUACUAGUAUUGAUUUGUUGCCCUUUUGUUUUGCAGGAUCAAGGUGCAGUAUAAUGGCAGGGGUGCAGGGAUCACGGGCAUCAUUUGAUUUUUGUCACAAUCCGCAUGCAGGCUCCCUCUUGCAGGGCUUGCAGGAACUGCGAUCAGACAACAAGCUGCUUGAUGUUACCCUUUGCGUCUCUGGAAAAGAGAUCCCGUGUCACCGAAAUGUUCUGGCUGCUUGCAGUGAAUACUUCUGUGCAAUGUUCUGCAAUGGACAUCGCGAGACCAAAGAGUAUAAAGUAACCAUUAACGAGGUCGACAGUAACGCCUUGCAGCUUCUUGUGGACUAUGCAUACACAUCAAAAGUCACAAUCACAGAACACAAUGCUGUGGAACUUUUAGAAGGGGCCAACUUCUUCCAGAUCCAACCUGUGCGUGAUGCUUGUGUGACUUUUAUAUCCAACAAUCUGAGUGCUGAAAACUGUCUGCAGAUGAUGCACAUAGGCAACAUACUGUCCUGCCCAGACCUGGAGAAGAAAGCAAGGUUAUGUAUCUUGAAGGAGUUUGCAGCAGUUAGUAAAACACCUGAGUUUUUUUCUUUGACAAAGGAACUGCUCAUCACAUUUAUUUCAUCUGAUGACCUCAAUGCUUCAGAAGAAACAGUCUACACAGCAGUGAUGGCAUGGAUCAACCAUGACGCUAGGGGGAGGAACCAGGAGAUGAAAGAGCUGAUGGAACUGGUCAGGUUUCCCUUCAUGGACAAGAUGUACUUCUUGGAGAAUGUGGAGAGUAACAACACUGUACGCAAGACUUGCCAUGAUACCGUCCUGGAAACUCGCAAGUACCAGCUGUUCCCAGGAGAGGUCCAGUCACCCCGCACCCGUCCUCGCCGUGCCACUGGUCUGAAGGAGGCAGUAGUGAUCAUUGGAGGGCUAGAGAAAAAUGGUGAUGAGAGGCCAGUUUACUCUCAUUCCAUCACAAUGACAGACUCCAUGGAGCCAACCAGCUCGAGCUGGGUGCCCAUGACCAGAAUUGAUCACAAAACAUGUAGCAGCUGUGUGACUGUUCUUGGCACAAGUGACAUUCUUGUGUCUCUUGACAAGGAAGUGUGGCUGUACCAACCAGAGCUAAACUCCUGGUCCCAACUUGCUGAGAUGAACUCAGAUCGAUAUUUUCAUGGGUUAGCAGUAUUACAAGGUAAAGUGUAUGCAAUUGGUGGUAAAUUAUAUAAAAGUAAAAUGCUUCCUGCUCUUUCAUCUGUAGAGGUCUAUGAUAGAAGGCAUCACAAGUGGACUGAAGGCAUACCUCUCGCACGGCCAAUGAUAGGUCAUGCCAUUGCAGUGUUGGAUGGCAACAUAUAUGUAAUGGGUGGGAUUGACAGUGAAAAGAAACAAACAUCUACAGUGUACCGCUUCAGCCCAGGGGACUCCCAGUGGCAACCACAGAGAAACAUGCCCGAAGCAGCUGAGGGGAUCAUCACAGCUGUAGUUCUCAAUGAUAGCAUCUACGUCGCUGAAGUACAGUCAUGUAUUUUCUGUUUUAAGCCUGAUGAUGAUGGUGGUCUCUGGAGUAAUGUAGUAUCAGGUGUUCCACCUUGCUGUGGAAUGACCGUCUUUGGCGAAAAGCUCUUUAUCUGUGGAGGCCUGGUCAAUGACAUUACAAGUAAAGAAGUCUUAUGCCUUGAUCCGGAAUCACAGUCACUUAUCCAUGUAGGGACCAUGUCUAAAGGUCUGUAUCUACCAGGUUGUGUCACCAUACUGAAGAGUUGUUGAUGUACAAUGGACUGCCAUGUACUAUUCUAAAUUUAGAAUAUUCAAAGCUAAGUACAUCGUUUGAUAUUUCAAAUGGAUAAUGUUAACAAUCUGAUUGUGGCCACCUCAGUAGCCUGCUGUUGUUAAUGGCUGGGGGAAUAGCACAUGUUCACAGACACAUUUUAGCUACAUUAUGGAAGGAACUAUCAUACCAAGGGAACUCUUCCACAAGCUUACUAUAGGAUAUAUCCAAUAGUUUAAAUCUAAGGAGGAAUUUCCUCUAAUGUACUUGAAUCCUGUCAAAUUCCUUGAAGAACAUUGUUAGUACAUCAUGCUAUUUGAUAGAGCUAUAGUCAAAAGUGUUUUAAUUUUUCAUGUUUUUUUUUCUGUGCCACUGUUCAGUUCAUUGAGUAGUACAAAAUUCCUGUAAGAGCCAAUUUGUGAUCAUUAAAUUAUGGUCAUUAUUUUGUUUUGGUACAAACAUGUACCUUUGUAUGAAAGAUGUUAACCUUCUUAACAAUGAGGAUUAAAGGAACAAUUAGAGAUAGAAUGGGAGCUGUAUAGAAUAGUUACUGUUAUCAUACUGCCUCAAGUAUAAGUAGUUUAUUAUUAUUUUUCUGUAAUUGUUAUUGAUGAUUAACAAGCUGUGUUUGAAAAACA